Molecule: messenger RNA, 1425 nt
Organism: Pararge aegeria (speckled wood butterfly)
Lineage: Eukaryota; Metazoa; Arthropoda; Insecta; Lepidoptera; Nymphalidae
Exons: 5
Coding region: 137-1033 (298 amino acids)
Molecular function (GO): oxidoreductase activity
Source: RefSeq, a predicted model, not a curated record
UUUAUCUUUCGCGCGGUUUUUGUUACCCAUGUUUGCUAAGGGUGUGUGUGUGUGUGUAAAGUAUUACGGAAUAAUAACUAAAGUAUCAAUUACAGUGUUUAAAGCUCCCUGUUACUUUUGAAAAUAAUCGGGAAAAAUGUCGGACAAAAUAAACUAUCGUGAAAUGUAUUUCACUUUGAAGAAUGGAGUCAAUAUGCCGGCUAUAGGCUUGGGCACAAGGGGUAUGACAAACUACCAGACGUUAUACUCUACCAUUGAUCAAGCACUUCAUGUUGGAUACAGAUUGUUCGAUACGGCAGCAAUUUACGGCAAUGAAAAGUUAUUGAGGAAUGUUUUACAACUACUGCUGCCAAAGCACGGAUUAUCACGUGGAGAUAUAUUUAUUACAACGAAAUUAGCUCCGAUCACUAACGAUGCUAAGUUCGUACUGCAAGCUUUCGAGCAGUCUCUUGAAAAUCUUGGCACGGAUUACAUCGACUUAUAUUUAUUGCAAUACCCUGCAACGGCUAACUGCGAUCCGAAGAGCCCCAAGAAUGAAAAGAUGAGAGCUGCGACUUGGCUCGCUAUCUCGAAACUAUAUGAUCAAUCAAAAAUCAAAGCCAUUGGAGUGUCUAAUUUCAAUAUUAGACAUUUGAUGCAGUUGACUGAUGUAAUGGCUAUCGGACCGCUGGUUAAUCAGGUAGAGUGGCACCCAUACUACUACAAGCCUGAGAUGCUGAAAUAUUGCGCCGAGAAUAACAUCCGCAUUCAAGCAUAUAGUUCAUUUGGAGGAUUGUCUCAAGGAAAUAAUUCCCUCUUACAAGACCCAGUAGUGAAGGAGGUCGCUAACCGAUAUGAAUCUUCUUCCGCAAAAAUCUUGCUACUGUGGUCUUUGCAAAAAGGAAUCGCCAUCAUCCCGAAAUCGAAUAAUCCGGAUCACAUCCGGGAGAAUAUGGAGAUGAACUUCAGGAUCGACGAAAGUGAUAUGAAGCUGCUUGAUACUCUGGGCGCCAUUAACCGAAAGUAUGCCUGGGACCCCACAAUAAUCGCCUGAAAUGCGAAGAGAUACCCAGAUAUUUUUAUCCAAAUAUCUGGGUUGCUAUUGUCGAUUCGAGACAUAGCGCACUUUCCAAACUGGUUCUUUUUUACAGCGACCUAUUGUAUGGUCGUUGUGCCAAUGUAUUAAUUGGCUUACACUAGUGUCUGUCCCUAAAGCUAGUGAGUAUUUUACCGACCAGUAAGGUCGGUAAAAUUCACUCACUAGCUCUAUCUUUUAUAAAAUGUCUCAGCCACAAAAGUUUGAGAUACCUACUACGAAUUGGACUAACAUAGUAAUGUGUGCUCUUUUAGAUUAACUGUCGUUCCUGAUUCUCUAAUAUUUUUGUACAUAAAUGUCUGUAUAUGUCUGUAUUCCGCCUAUUAAAUUUAGUAACAAUAAGACUUCGA